AUGAGAGAUCUGUGCAGCACCCAGAGCCAAGCCUGCUGGCAGGAGCGCAUCUGGAAGGAGAUGGCAGCCCGGGUGGCCUGGAAGAUCAGCUACGGCCACAAGUACCCGAAGGAGGGGCCCGUGCCCAGGAAGCGGCUCCAGCGGGCCCCCCUCAGGUUAGCCUUGGGAGCCGGGCCCUUGGCUGCCACCAGCUCCCCUGAGAGCAGGGAGGUACAGGAUGGAGGGCCCAAGACCAAGGGCGUCUGGGAUCAGCUGUCCAGGGGAGUGGGCGUCCAGGGCCCCGCGCCCAAGGGAGACGAGGUCUGGGAGGCCCGCAGAGCCGCUCGGGGGCCAGCAGUCCAGAGCAGGCCAGAGGGCUUAGGAAUGAGGCAGGUCCCCCCCAGCACCCUGCAGCUGCUCUUCCAAGGCAUCUCCCACGACGGCCAGGGCCGAGCCUCGUACCUCCGUGAGCGGCAUCGGCAGAAGCCGGAGGAGAAGUUUCUGUACCCGAUCUUGUCAUCCUGGGAGUACGGCUGGCACAUGGGGGACACCAUGAAGGACACCAGGGCUCCAACGUAUGCCAGGUGCCAGCCCAUCUCAAAGACCUUUUACGUCAAAAGUAGCGUCUUCCAUUUUCCACGGCGAACAGACCAACUAAGCUGAACUCACUGGGGGUUCAGAGGCUGCUCCUGCCUCUUCCUAGAGUCUGUCUGGACCCCGCUGAGCAGAGACACUGCCAGCUCCACACACCCUUCCUCUGUUCUGUCCAGCCCUGCUCCUCUGCUGAGUGGGGGGGGGGUCGUGAGUGCUUUUCUCUACCUCUGGGACUCAGGGUGGCCCACCUGCUGCCUCUUGGAUGUCCCCAGGGACCUCAGCUCCCUGCAGAGUCCCACCCCCACCCCCACCAGCAAGGCGUGGGGUGCUAGCCGCUGUCCCGGGGGAAACAGCGGAGUCUCCAAGUGCUCCAGCAGCCGAGCUGGGGCAGGGGAGGGACUUGCUAAGAUCUUAGGGUGCUAAGUGGAAAAGGGCAGUAUUUCUCCCAGUCUUGACUCUCUCUACAUUGUCGUGAAGGGACCCACAGCAGAUUGCUUGGUCCCAGUGUAUUCCACAGUUUAAGGAGGAAACAGUUUCCAUGUUUCCAUGUUUACUUACUGUUUCUUUCACGGUCCCCCCACCAUCCCCCCAAAACCUGCAUGGGUCAGGUUUGUCUCACUUUUGUAACAAAUUGCCAUGACAUCCCAGUUGCUUUAACCAAUAAAGAUGUACUUCUUGUAGCACAGUGCGCUCUGAUGCUCGGUGGGCAACAUGCUGCACAUUGACCCGGGAGCCGGGCCUCUCCCAUCUGGUGGCUCUGGCGUCUCCUAGGACCUCAAGGUCCUUCCCUG
Molecule: messenger RNA, 1364 nt
Organism: Ailuropoda melanoleuca (giant panda)
Lineage: Eukaryota; Metazoa; Chordata; Mammalia; Carnivora; Ursidae
Product: protein ATP6V1FNB
Exons: 2
Coding region: 1-642 (213 amino acids)
Source: RefSeq, a predicted model, not a curated record